AUACUCAGAAGGAUGCCAAAAUAGACUAGAGCCGUGUAUAAACAGCAUGGAUUGCAUUAACAGGUCUCCCGGGGUGAGCGGAGUCUUAUCCCCACUCUCUUUGCCUACCUUGUGCUCACCCCGUGGUUAUGUAACCUUUAGAAUGGAAUCUGGAAACUCUUCUGACCCUGCCCUGCUCACUGAUAGAGCUGAGCCAGUGGCUGGCAGGGGCACAAUCUAAUAGGCAAAACUGGAAACAUACGAACUCAGCCCUCUGGUCUCGGCCCAGAGACUGUGCAGGCAGGGAAAGAAAGACGCGCCCCUGUCUCUCCCGUCCCCUCCUCUGGCCUAAGUUUGCACUGACUUCACCCGACAGGCACCUGACCCUCCCAGAUGAUCUGGGAGGGGCUAAAGCGCCAUGCUCGGCCAUGGUAAGGGUGGAGGUGCAGCAGCAAACGAUAUUUAAGAUGCUCAGUUUGUUGAGCAUUCAGACUUGGGAAGAAAAGCUACAGGCUACCCAACUGAGCUGCACUUUCAGAAACGCAAGUUUUGAGAAAGGCUAAGAAAGAGCAAGGAGAGAGAGAACAGCAAAGCGGUAAGUCCCUCACGAGUGAAAGUCUUAGGUUUUAAUCUGCCACAGCUUUGCACAUCUCAGCUGGGCAUAGCUAGGUUCCCCUGAGGAAGAGCCUUCCUCACCCAGGCCCACGAAAGAUGCUGAAAAAGACUCUCUCGGCUGUGGCAUGGCUCUGCAUUUUCCUCGUGGCCUUUGUCAGCCACCCAGUUUGGCCACAGAAGCCCCCUAAGCGCAAGACCCCGGCAGAGCUCACCGCAGCCACCUGCUGUGAGGAGGCAAAGGCGCUCCAGGCCCAGAUCACCAACCUGAGCAGCCUGCUGAGUGACCUGGGCAAGAAGCAGGAGAGGGACUGGGUCAGCGUGGUCAUGCAGGUGAUGGAGCUGGAAAGCAGCGCCAAGAGCAUGGAGACGCGGCUCACUGAGGCCGAGAGCAAGUACUCCGAGAUGAACAACCAGAUCGGCAUCAUGCAGCUGCAGGCAGCACAGACGGUCACCCAGACCUCGGCAGAUGCCAUCUACGACUGCUCAUCCCUCUACCAGAAGAACUACCGCAUCUCUGGAGUAUACAAGCUUCCUCCUGACGACUUCUUGGGCAGCCCUGAACUGGAGGUGUUCUGUGACAUGGAGACUUCAGGUGGCGGCUGGACCAUCAUUCAGAGACGCAAGAGUGGCCUCGUCUCCUUCUACCGGGACUGGAAGCAGUACAAGCAGGGCUUUGGCAGCAUCCGUGGGGACUUCUGGCUGGGGAACGACCACAUCCACCGGCUCUCCAGGCGGCCCACCCGGCUGCGUGUGGAGAUGCAGGACUGGGAGGGCAACAUGCGCUACGCCGAGUACAGCCACUUUGUUCUGGGCAACGAACUGAAUAGCUACCGCCUCUUCCUGGGGAACUACAGCGGCGACGUGGGAAAUGACGCCCUCAUCUAUCACAACAACACAGCCUUCAGCACCAAGGACAAGGACAACGACAACUGCCUGGACAAGUGUGCCCAGCUCCGCAAAGGUGGAUACUGGUACAACUGCUGCACAGACUCCAACCUCAAUGGCGUCUACUACCGCCUCGGGGAGCACAACAAGCACCUGGAUGGCAUCACCUGGUAUGGCUGGCACGGCUCCAGCUACUCCCUCAAACGAGUGGAGAUGAAAAUCCGCCCGGAAGACUUCCAGCCAUAAAAAGGGGCCUGAUCUGGAGGAGGACUGGAGAAACCAGAGGCUGGGAAAAGGGCAGAGGAAGAGAGGGAGGGAGUCUAGAAAGGGGAGGGAUGGGAAGUGCCCCAUCAUCUUCAAGGAGAGGGGGCAUCUCUUAGGAGAACAGGACUCUGUGCUGAGAAUGUUAAAGUAAGUGGGAAGAGGUAUUUAAAUGCAAUGGGUCCAGACACACACUUCUCAGGGGGCUGGCCUGAGGGGGUUCCCUGCCUGUGAUCCCUGACAUAGCAGCAGCUUCUCUUUUCCACACAAUUUUUCUGUGGAGGAAAAACAAUUGUGAGUUCAUUUCAGCCAUUUUGCCUGAGGCCGAGGUGAUGUGAGGGCAGAAAAUGAACCAUAUUCCUUUGAUUCUCUUGGGUGUUAGAGAAAGGAGUGAAGGGAGUGGUGGGGGCGAGGGGUUUCUAUUUUUAAACCCAAUGAAAUUAUCUUCAGUCUACACACUUUUUUUUUUAAAGACAAAAAUUGUUCGGCUGGAGGUGAAGGUGGACCCAGGCUGGAAUUGACUGGAGGAGGCUCCAGGGUUCUGGGCCUUGCACUGGUCUCUGAGCACCUCCCCUCCAUCAGGUGCAGCACUGAGAGGCAGGGAGUAAGCCCAGUGGUGGCAGGAGCUCAGCUGGAGGGGAAGAUAAGUCCCUGUGGACGCGAGCACAAAACUGACUUAAAAUUUUCUCUGUCAAUACAGAUACAUCUAUUUUUAUUUACUUUAUGAGAAAAGGGAUCAAAAAGCUUCCUCUUUUAUCUCGUCUAUAAAAAAAUGGCUGAAACAGGAGAGUAAAUGGUACCAUGGUUAAUAAAUAAUUCAUGCUGCAUAUAAAUAAGCAUUUUGCUUUGUAAAAAUAAAAUACUGUAGUUUGUUUUCAACAUUCAGUUUUUUUCUUCCUUCCACAAAUCUUGUUCCUUUUUAAAUGAUUACUAUUACCACUGAGGGCAUGGUGAAAAGUUUUAAGUGAAAAAUCAGAGUGAGCCAUGAGAAAGAGACUCUGGGUGUGCUGCAGUCUUCAGGGAUACCCAGGGAGGAGCAGGAAGCCGAAGAAAGAAAAGCAAGGGAGAGAAAGGGCAGCAGG
Capra hircus (goat) is the source of this 2822-nucleotide messenger RNA. RefSeq names its product angiopoietin like 7 (gene ANGPTL7). The record is from RefSeq and is a predicted model, not a curated record. The transcript is spliced from 5 exons. Bases 691 to 1725 code for a protein of 344 amino acids. Lineage: Eukaryota; Metazoa; Chordata; Mammalia; Artiodactyla; Bovidae.